UGUCCGGCAAGAAGUGACGGGUAGUGUGAUUGACAGGAUACGUGAAAAAUGGAAAAGGGAAGAGAUAUUUGUUUAAAUUUUAAUCAGAUAUGCCGCUUUUGUUUAUCUCAAGGAGGUGUAAUGUCAGCAAUAUUUGCAGAUUCUGGUCAGGAGAUUACUUCUCUACCAACUAAAAUCAUGGCGUGUGUUUCAAUUCAGGUAUUUGCAGGAGAUGGCCUCCCUGCACUGAUAUGCCACCGAUGUCUGUACCAAAUUGAGAGAUCCUUUGAAUUCAAGGAGCAGUGUGAGCAUUCAGAUGCCACAUUACGACAGUACCUCAAGAGACAGAAAGUCGGUGACAGCUGUCAGGUAGUGACAAUUAAGCAGGAGACUGUUCAAGAAGACUCAAGUCAUGAUAUAGAAAAUGGAAUGGUACCUUUAGUAUCAGACUGCAGUAGUACCAGAGAUGAUAACAUGGGUGCAAAACAAAAUGAAAUGCUGUAUAAAGCGGGUCCCCAGCUAUUAGACAUUGAGCCGUCCAGUUUGCAAGGAGAUAAACCCUCAGCAGCAGAGUGGACAUACGGUCUGGAUGUGGCCUCAAAUAAUUUCCUGUUUGAAAAGAGAGAGGGUCUGUUUCAUGCAGGGAAUCUUGUAUUUAAACCUGAAGAUAUUAACUCAGUAGUCGUGGUUGUGGAUCCAUACUCCUCCAUGGACAUUAAUUCCAUGUCUGAUGAUGACAACUGUUCUGAGGGGGACAAGAGUGUCAAGCGUUUGGAUGUUGGUCUGAAAAGCUCUCGUUCAAAAAUUGCAAACCGAACUGUGAAUUUCAAACAUGGCAAGAAGUUGUCAGUUGUCACCAAGGUGGCUGGUGAAAGACCAUUUACAUGUCCUGAGUGUGGGAAGACAUUUGCUCAGCGUGCCCAUCUGGCACGUCAUGAACUAGUGCAUACUGGUGAACGUCCAUUUGGAUGCAGUGUAUGUGGCAAGGCAUUUGCUGACAGUUCAACAUUGACAACACAUAUACGUACUCAUACGGGUGAACGUCCAUUUGUAUGUGAUACAUGUGGUAAAGCAUUUGCUGGACGUUCAGAUCUCCGAAAACAUGCCAUCAUCCACACUGGCCGACGGCCAUAUGUGUGCAAUGUCUGCUUGAAAGCUUUCACACGCAGUGCCAACUUGAAGAAACAUGCACGGAUCCACAGUGGUGUACGACCUCAUGCUUGCAGGGAUUGUUCAAAGACAUUUGCAGCCAAGGGUGACCUGACCCGCCAUGCACUGAUUCAUUCUGGCUGCAAACCAUUUGUCUGCACUGUCUGUAAUGUGGCUUUUGCUCGUAGAGACAAGCUGACACGACAUGAGAAGACGCAUGGCCGGGAUGAGCUGUCUUAUGUAUGACAGGCUUAGUUAAAUCUAUGCUCAUCUCUUUGGAGGGAAGGGUUUAUUGUACCAAUUCAAGAGUAUUAUGUUUUUUUUUCCCACAAUCAUGGAAUGAUGUGUAUUUAUUGCUUGCCUGAUUUGGGGAUUCCAGUUAGACUGAAAGUUGAUUUUAAGUGAUAUUAGACAGAAGUUGAUGAUUUGUAAGUUGUUCCUACAGAAUAUUUUUAGUCUGUAAAUUUCUGUUAUUUUUUCAUUUUGAAUGUUUUGUUUCUGUGCACUUCAAGGAGUGUGUUGUGUUUGCAUGCUUAAAGGAUAGAAAUAUUUGUACUGCAUGAUAUGAAAGAAGUGCAAACCAAUGGCUGGUGCUAUGAAGAUGAAGACUGAGUUUUUUGAAAUGCUCAAAAUUCACUGAAUGAAAUUUAAUUCAGACUUUUAAGACUUAAUUUUUUUCUAAAUUUAAGGAACUUUAGAACAAAAUACUGUGGCUGUGUUUGAAGUAUUUUAUGUGUGACACAGCUAGCUGUGUUGUUCACUGUAGUCAUAUCACAUGUGUUCAAUUUUUCAUUCACAUGUUUUGUGUUGUGUUCCCUUUAGGGCAUCUCAGGUCACCACAAAUGUCUAUGCCAGUGACGUAAAAACAUAGCUUAAUUUGACUGUAACCUAUUACAGCUGGAUCUGAUGCACAUAAAGAUUAGAAUAUAAUUUUGAAGAAUGUUGCCCUCUUGGUCGUGAUAUCAUGCUUUCUGAUUAGAUGUUUACUAAUGCUUUGGAGGAACAUUAUGUCUCAAUUUUUAGGGCAGAAGGUGAUGAACAUAAUACCACUAGAAGAAUCUUACUCUUCUACCAGUAAAAGAGUCUUAUUCUUCUUCCCUGAAGAUAGAAGUAGUUUGUUUCUCUAAAAUGUCAGUGGACAUCUGCCAUAUUGAACAACAUCAUGUCCCAGCCCAGAAGAAAAUGUGCUUUACAAUCACAGCCAUGUGAUCCUCAAAUCUCACAAAAUAUAAUCUUGUUUAAGGUGACCCAGAUAGCUACACAAUUCAUUGUAACCAUACUGGCUAUGUUCUGUUUUGCACUAACAUGUAUGGUUUUCUUUUUUUCUUUAGUCUGCCUCAAAUUUUGCACCUAUUAUUAUUUUUUUUAUGGCUAGUGGGGUGGGACUAAGUCCCUUGUACUGCAGCCACUUCUGGCCUAUUG
Cryptotermes secundus is the source of this 2550-nucleotide messenger RNA. Its product is annotated as zinc finger protein 732. Gene Ontology annotation, molecular function: DNA-binding transcription factor activity, RNA polymerase II-specific; zinc ion binding; RNA polymerase II cis-regulatory region sequence-specific DNA binding. The record is from RefSeq and is a predicted model, not a curated record. The coding region runs from base 49 to 1374 and encodes 441 amino acids. Lineage: Eukaryota; Metazoa; Arthropoda; Insecta; Blattodea; Kalotermitidae. The transcript is spliced from 4 exons. Gene Ontology annotation, biological process: regulation of transcription by RNA polymerase II. Gene Ontology annotation, cellular component: nucleus.